CCCAAUUAUUUGCUCUAAAUGCUAAUUAACGUAAAUGACCUAUCGCGCAGCUGGCGAUGUGACAGCUCACGAUGUGCCGCUGGUCCAGCUGCAGGGUCGCGGCCUGAGGCUGGACCAGCUUCGGGCCUGGCCCAGCCGUGCUGGCGGCCGACCCUCGACCUGUCGCCACGGCGGCUUUAGUGGCCGCGGCAGCCCAGUGUGGCUCCUGCACCGGCUCCUACAUCAUGACCGGGACGUCAGCAGCUGUGCCGGUGCCGGCUCUCUUGACUCCAGGAACCAGGGCCGCGCCGGGCGCUGGGGCGCCGGCACGGCUCAAGGCGCCAGCGGCAGCGGUGGCCGCGGUAGCGGGAGUUUCGGAGGGGGCGGGGGCCGGGGCAGCCCCGGGCAGGACGCCCGCAUGCAGGCCGUCCUGGCUUCCUACACCCCCGAGGAGCUCAGGGCUGCCCUGGACCUGCCCCCUCCGGCGCCGCCGCCAGUAGAGCUGCACCGUGCGCCCGUGCAGUCGGGCCGCAGCGGCGGCGCCGCGCGCGUUGACUUGGGCCCGAUGCGGCCCAUCCACCUGGCUGCGGCGAUAUCGCGAGUGCCAAAGCUAAGAACGGGACCCCAACAGCAACAGCAGCAGCAGCAGCAACAGGGUAUGGAGAAGGCGGAGGUGAUGGCGGAGCUGCUGCCGCUGGCCGCGGGGCAGGCCCGGGCGCUGACGGCACGGCAGCUGGCCAACGUGCUAUGGGCGGCGGCGCGGGUGCUGGGCCGGCAACAGCAACAACAGCAGCAACAGGGGCAUCAGAAGCAGCUGCACCGUCGCGGUGACGCAGCUGCUGAUGGCACCUGUGUCGAAGGCGCUAACGGUCUGGGCGAACCCAGUGUGCGGGCGGCUGUGGAAGCUCUUCUGUCUGAGGCGGUGGGACAGCAAGUGGAGCUAUUGCCGGGCGUCGGCAGCAAUAGUAACAGCAACAACAACAGCAGCGGCAGCAGCAGCAGCAGCAGCAGCAGCAGCAGCGAGAUCAGCAGCAGUAACAGCAGCACAGGUCCCAUAAAAGCCGGUGGCAGUGGUUACGCUUCGCUCGGGACUACGUGCAAGCUGCAGGGUGCCGGCGGUCGGGAGCUGGCCAACUUUGCAUGGGCGGCGGCGCAGCUGGGGGUGGCGGCGCCGGCAGUGUGGGGCUGUGUGCGCCGGCUCGUGAGGGACAGGCUGCUGGCAGAGGAGGUGGAGGAUGAGGCACAGGGGCGGGCGGGGCAAGCGCAGGAGCAGCGACUGCAUCGGAGCGGCUGGCAACAGGGCGGGCGUCAGCAGCAGCACGGGUGGCAUCAGCAGCGGCAGCAGCAGCAGCAGCAGCAGCAGGGCGACCAUCUGAAUGCAGCCGACCUGGCCAACUUCGCCUGGGCCCUGGCGCGGGUGCAGGAGGCAGCCGGUGCCGGUGGUGUCGGUGAUGUCGGAGACGGUGACGUGGGAGGCGGCGGGCACGCGGGGCUGCCGCCUCAGGGUGAGGCGGCGGCUGCGAACCGCAACUUGCACUCGCGCUCGGGCUCAGACUCCGGGCCAGGCUCAGACUCAGGCUUGGGCUUGGGCUCGGGCUCGGGCCCUGCACUGGAGGAGCUGCUGGUGCGGGCGGCGCUGCGGCGGCCGCUUCAGGACUUCGACGCGGUGUCGCUGGCAGGCCUGGUGUGGGGCCUGGGCGGCCUGGCGGGCGCCGCCGUCGCCGCAGACGACGGCACCGGCCCCAGCAGCCACUCUUGGGCCUUGAAUCCGCACCUGCUGCCGCGGCUGUGGCAGCGGGUGGCGCAGCGGCUGCAGCAGGCGCCAGCGCCAGACGGGGAGCCGCAGCGGCAGCUGUCGCAGUCGCAGGCAGAUGCGCCCGGUAAUGGAGGUAGCGGCGGCGGCCAUGAGCGGUGGCGCAGCGGCAGCGCCGGCGGUGGCGCCUCUGGGACUCUGCGGCUGACGCACCGAGAGGUCUCGAGCUUGGUGCUGGGCCUGGCAGCUGCCCGGCAGGCCUGCACGCCCCCGGCGCCCUUGAUACAGGCACUGUGUGCGCACGUGCGCACCCACGCUGCGGCCACCCCACCUGAUGACUUGGCGCGGGUACUGCUGGCGCUCGUGCGCUGCGCCAAUGCGGUGGCAGAGGCACGGGCAGAGCCGGGGGCUGCGGGCGGCGAUCACGAGGUCGGUGCUUUUGAGGAUGAUGCCGGUGGCGUGCUGGCGGCGGCGCGGCCCGUGGAGCGGACGCUGGAGGCGGUGGCGAGCCAGGUGGCACGUGGAAUGCCCUCCAUGUCGCCAGAGGGGCUGUCGGCGCUGGCGGUCGCCUACGCCACCCCCACAGCCGCCACACCGCCGCCGGCACCACCGGCACCGUCGGCUGCCGCCCUGGUGACGACAUCACCGGUAGCUGCAUCUGUGUCCACCACCGACCGUGUAGCUUAUGGGACGAAAGCUGGCGCCACGACAGCGUCUGUAGCAUCCGCGGCCAAUGGUGGCGAGGAGGCUGAGGGACCCACAUCGCUGCUGAUGCUUAAUGGGCCGCUGGUGCUGCCGCCCGCUCCUCCGCCGGGACCAGCAGUGCCGCCAGCAGGAGGUGCAGCAUCCGCCGCAUCCGCCGGCUCUCAUGCUGCCUCUCAAACGGCAGUAGUGUCGGCCCUCCGGGCAGCGGUGCUGCGGGCGGCUUUGCGGACGGCACUGCGGCGCUUGGUGGCGCUUCCAAACGCUUCCGGGGCAGCUACCGCUGGUGCUACUGCUGCAGCCCCAGCGGCUACUGCCACCGCAGCUGGCAGUGCUACUGCCCAUGCCACUGUGGCGCGUGCCGGGCUGCAGGAGCUGGUGGGGGUGCUGCUGUGGGGUGGCCGUGCGCUGGGGGACGCGGCUGCGGUUGCAACAGCGGCAGGCUCGGGUGGUGGAGAGACAGUGCUACAGGCGGAAGCCGCAGGUGCAGCUGAGGACCUGGCGGCGGCGGCGCCUCGGCUGCUGCCGGUGCUGCCGCUGUGCCAGCCGGCGGAGCUGGCGCUGCUGGCAGUCGCAUACGCGCGUGUGGGCUGCCGCCUGCCGCCCGACCUGGCCGCAGCCCACUCGGCCGCCGCGCGCGCAGCCGCACACCGCAUGUCGCUACUGGACGUGUCCCAGCUAGCCUGGGCCGCCGCCGUCAACGCCGGCCUGCCGCCGCAGCCGGCGCAGCCGCACCAGCCGCUGCGAAGGAGCGCGGCCUCGGCGGCAGCGGCAGUGCAGGAGCAGCAGCAGCUGGGCCUGCUGCUGUCGGCACUGGAGCAGAGGGCGGAGGAGCUGCUGGGCGAGGGCGAGCGGGCGAUGGCGGACCCAGCGGCGGGCUCGCAGCUUGCGGUCCUCCUGUGGGCCUUUGCUAAGCUCGAGCGCUACUGCGAGCCGCUGCUGGACGCCGCCGCCUUGGUGCUGUCCCUGCCUGCUGGGGCCGGCCCGGCUGACGCAGCCUCCGGGUCUGUGUCGACAGCUGGGCGGACCGCUGAAAGCCAACCUGUGGCCGUGCGCAAGGCUGGCCGAGGCAGGACGCGUGGUGGUGCCGGCCGUAGCCGUGGGGAUGGCAACGGCAGAAGCAGUGUCAACGGCGACGGCAAUAGCGGCAGUGGCAGUAGCAGUGGCAGCGGCAGUAGCAGCCUGUUGGGCGCCAUGCGGCCUACGGAGGUGGUGCUGUGCGCGGCGGCGGUGGGGCGCCUGCGGUACUACCGGCCGCAGCUCAUGGCGGCACUGGCGGCUCGGCUGGAGGCGGUGGUGGAGGGACUGAGCGCGCGGGACCUGUGCACAGCGCUGAGCGCCUUCGCCAUGCUCAACAGCUUCCACCCGGGCCUGCUGCGGGCCGCGGCGCAGCGCACCCGCUGCCUGCUGCAGGCGAGCAACAGCAGUGUCAGCAGCGGCGGCAACAGCAGCAGCAGCUACGGCGGUUCGGAUGCUGUAGACGGCGGUGAUGGUGUGCAGCCGUCGGCAACGGCACCAGAGCAGCACCGGCACCAGCUGGGCGCGUACGACGGCGUGGCGCUGCUGUGGGCGUUCGGGGUGCUGCAGCAUGUGGAUGAGGACCUGGUGCGCCGGCUGGGCAGGGUGCUGCCUGCGGACCCCGGCCAGCUGUCCAUGUCGGAGCUGUCGCAGCUGGGGCUGGCCGACGUCAUGAACCGAGCCGCACUGGCGCGACGCCGCCGCCAGCAGCAGCAGCAGCAGCAGCAGCAGCAGCAGCAGCAACAACUGGAAGUCGUGGAAGGGCACAGUCCGCAGACAACAAGUGGCACCGGGACCGCGCCUGGUAGUGCUGCAAGCGCUGCCGCCACGGACGCGUCACGGCUGCGGCUGCUGCCGCCGCGGCUGGCGCAGGCGGCUGCGGCGGCCCUGCGCGGGCAGCGGACGCACGUUUCGGGCCUGCAGGCUGCUGUGUGCGCCUGCCUCAGUGACAUGGGGCUGCAGCCGCGGGUGGAGGUGGCCAGUGGUGUGUUCCGACUGGACAUCUGCCUGCAGCUGCCGCUGCCCUGGCCGCCCCCAGACCGCGACCAGCACCGACCACAGGAGCCGGAGCAGGCGGUGGCGGCGGUUGCAGGGCCGGACAGUGGACCACACCAAUUCGGCGGCGGUGGCCGCCGGGAAGGCACUGGCAGAGGCCGCGGCCGUGGCCGGGGCCGUGGCCGGGAAACGGGAUGGGCGCUUCUUGGUGCAGGCGGCGGCAGAGCCAGCGGCAGCAGCGCCCAACCUCGCCCGCCCGGCGCCCCUGCUUCAGGCUUGCUGCGUGUGGCUGUGGAGGUGGACGGCCCCUCGCACUUCGCCGCCAACGUGCCCAACCGGCCGCUGGGCCCCACCGUGGCCCGUGACCGCUGCCUGACGCAGCUGGAGGGACUGGCGCUGGUGGUGGUGCCCUGGUUCGAGUGGGGCGCGCUGCGGGACCCCGAGUCUCGAGAGGCCUACCUCCGGCGCAGGCUGGCAUCCGCCGCCGCUGCUGCGGCUGCUGCUGCUGAGGCCCCGGCUGUAACACGCGGCGGCGUGCCUUUGCCAGGGUCGCAGUCGACGGCGCCGUCAUUGGCGGCGGGCCGGGGGUCGGGCCCGCGGCGUGAGGGCGCGGCGGCGGCGUUGUUCCCGGACAUGGUAGUGACACACCAUGUGGUGCGAGGCGGGGGCGGAGGAGGAGGUGGGGGAGCAGGCGGGAGAGGAAGGCGAGGAGCGGGAGGGCAAGGCCGCGGCGCGGUGGCAUCAUCGGCGGAUACGACAGCGGGUUCUCUGGGCGCGGCACCUGUCAGCGAGCCCCAGGCGCAAUGACACGCAUCGCAUGGAGCUCGUUUGGUAUGCUGAUGCAACCAGCAGUCAUGUGAUUGACGGGGCAGGACCAGCCACGCACGGGGACAUGGAUGGGGCUGGAUGACGUGCCUGCCAUGG
Molecule: messenger RNA, 5371 nt
Organism: Chlamydomonas reinhardtii
Lineage: Eukaryota; Viridiplantae; Chlorophyta; Chlorophyceae; Chlamydomonadales; Chlamydomonadaceae
Exons: 12
Coding region: 35-5254 (1739 amino acids)
Biological process (GO): regulation of transcription by RNA polymerase II
Source: RefSeq, a predicted model, not a curated record